Hydra vulgaris (swiftwater hydra) is the source of this 1807-nucleotide messenger RNA. Its product is annotated as sorting nexin-27. Gene Ontology annotation, cellular component: early endosome. NCBI's taxonomy places the organism in Eukaryota, Metazoa, Cnidaria, Hydrozoa, Anthoathecata, Hydridae. Gene Ontology annotation, molecular function: protein binding; phosphatidylinositol-3-phosphate binding. The record is from RefSeq and is a predicted model, not a curated record. Gene Ontology annotation, biological process: signal transduction; intracellular protein transport; endocytic recycling.
AUAUCAAUUUCAACAAUCAAUACGGACUUAAACCAAAAACAUGGCUGACGAUGAGCAAGAUUCUGAUCUAGAAAAUUCAUUAAAAGACGAAGAAGAAAAUAAAGAUCAAUAUGCUCCAAGAUAUGUAAAAAUUAAAAAAGGAGAAAAAGGGUUCGGAUUCAAUGUCCGAGGUCAAGUAUCAGAAGGUGGUCAGAUGAAAGCAAUUAACGGCCAGUUGUAUCCUCCUCUUCAAAUGAUCAGUGCAGUUCUGGAAGGAGGUCCUGCAGAUAAAGCAAAAGUUCGUGUUGGCGAUCGUAUUCUGGAAGUAAAUGGGGUUAACUGUGAGGGAACUGACCACAGAGCUGUUGUUGAUCUUAUUAAACAGGGAAAAGAUUAUCUUACAUUGCUUAUUAUUUCUGUCUCUCCAAGCGAGGCACGUAAACUUGAUGGGUCAGAGGUAUGUGGCAGUGACUACAUAGAUUAUUCCGAUCGAAGAAGUAUUCCUAUUACAAUACCAGAUUUCAAAUAUCUAGAGAAAGAUGGAGAGAAAUAUGUGGUUUACAAUAUAUAUAUCAAUGGAAAGUAUAGAUGUUGUCGUCGUUACAAUGAAUUUGCAAAUCUGCACAGUGAUUUGAAAAAAAAAUUUACAGAUUAUCCAUUUCCAAAACUUCCUACAAAAUGGCCACUGAAACUAUCUGAUCAACAGUUGGAUAGUAGACGUCGAGGACUUGAAGUAUAUAUAGAAGAUGUUACUGCAAUACGUGAAAUAUAUGAAUCAGAUAUCAUGGAAAAGUUUUUACUUGAAGAGCACACACAGAGAUAUAACUCUCAAAAUCAAAGUGGAGUAAAUCAAAAAAUUGAUUCUAAUGAAAAAGAAAUCAAAAUCAAUUUACCUGACAAGACAAUAUUAUCAGUAUUCCUCCCUAAUAAAAAACAAAAAACUGAGCAAAUAUAUGAGUGUGUGGUAAAAAAGCUUGGAUUGUCUGAUUAUAGUGCAACCUUUUUUGCUCUGUUCCAAAUCAUGGAGAAUGAUUUUGAGCGUAAACUUGAGUCUUCCGAAUUUCCAUAUAGUAUUUAUCAAAGAUCAGUUGUUGAGUCAGGAGAAACAAAACUUGCAUUUCGAAAAUGGGUUUUCACAUUAACAAGAGAAAUUGAAAUGUGUAAUGAUCCAGUGGCUUUGAAUUUAUUAUACUAUCAAGCUGCAUCAGAUAUUCGAAAAGGUCUUAUUAAACCAGAAAAUAAAAUUCAGAAAAUAAAAGAAUAUAAUAGUACAAAUAAUAAAAUACCUUUUCUUGAGGUGGCACGGACACUAGAUGGUUAUGGAGAUAUUGUCUUCCCUCAUUGUGAAUGUGAUGCUCGCAAAGAGGGGCAUGUCAUUCUUCGGCUUUCUUUGAAAAAUCUCACAAUGGUUGCUUGUACUUCGGAUGGUGUUAAAGAGGAUCAAGAACACAACUUUACCUGGGAUGAGAUUCAAAGUUGGGAUGCAGACACUGAAGCAAUGUGCUUUUGGUUCCAAUACUCUAAAUCAGGAAGAAACCCUCGACAAGUUCGCAUAUACUCAUUAUAUUAUAAGUACAUAGAGGAUUGUUGCAAGCGUAUUGCUACUGAGUUGAGUUGGUGUAAAAAGGAUUAUUCUGGAAGCCCAAUUUUAAAUAACACCUCUGCUUCUGAAAGCAGUACCAAAAGCAAGUUAACAACAAAAGCAAAAACAACUGUUAAUCAUAUCAAUGAUGGUGAUCUUUAAGAAGAAGCUUAUUGUGCAACAUGUUUUGCUUGUUGUGCAAUUAUAAAUUAUGUGCAAGAAAAAAUAAAUUACCUAUUCACACGA